Messenger RNA from Gekko japonicus, 1377 nucleotides. It is a transcript of the gene CCN6, whose product is annotated as WNT1 inducible signaling pathway protein 3. Lineage: Eukaryota; Metazoa; Chordata; Lepidosauria; Squamata; Gekkonidae. The coding region runs from base 1 to 1377 and encodes 458 amino acids. Gene Ontology annotation, molecular function: heparin binding; integrin binding. The record is from RefSeq and is a predicted model, not a curated record. Gene Ontology annotation, biological process: signal transduction; cell adhesion. The transcript is spliced from 5 exons. Gene Ontology annotation, cellular component: extracellular region; extracellular matrix.
AUGGACUCUCUUCUUAAAGGGAUCCCCGGGGUCACGCCCUUCUUCGACGAUGUUUUGAUCGCCGCCGCCACGCCCGCGGACUUCGCCGCCCGCCUCCGCACCGUGCUCGGCCGUUUCCAGGACGCCGGGCUGAAGGUCAAGCUGGACAAGUGCCGCCUGGGGGUUCCGUCGGUGGACUUCUUGGGCUUCACGGUGGACGGGGAGGGCCUCCACCCAACGCGCGAAAAGGUCAAGGCAAUCGUGGAGGCGCCGCCGCCCAAGUCCAAGGCGGAGCUGCAGGCCUUCCUUGGCAUCCUGAACUUUUACCACGCCUUCCUACCCCACAAGGCAGCGGUAGCAGAACCCCUCCACCGCUUGUUGGACAAGCAAGCCCCGUCACCCAGCACCAGACAGCAACAAGGAAAGGCUGCAAACAAAUCUGCAAGAAAUAGUGAGGUUCAUCAGCGCAAAGAGAUAUGUCACUGGCCCUGCAGAUGCCCACAUGUGCCAACCUGCAUCCCUGGAGUGAGCCUGGUGAAGGAUGGCUGUGGAUGCUGCAAGAUGUGUGCCAAGCAGUCAGGAGAGACCUGCAACGAAGCUGAAGUCUGCGACCCACACAAGGGGCUCUAUUGUGACUAUUCUGCAGAUAAGCCUAGGUAUGAAACAGGAGUGUGUGCAUAUAUGAUCGCAGUGGGCUGUGAGCUCAGUGGUGUGCACUAUAUCAAUGGCCAAGCCUUCCAGCCCACUCCCCUAUAUAAGUGUUUGUGUGUCAAUGGUGCAGUUGGAUGUACACCUGUAUUCAUCCCAAAGUCAGCACCCAAUGAAUGUGCUGUGCUGAAGGGUGCAAGGAAAUCUGGACAUUCCAAAUGUGUGCCAGGAGAGCAGAAGGAGCAACAAUCAACAGGUUACAGAUUAAUGCCAGCUUUCAGAAGCAUACCACUUGUUCUGAAGAAGAAAUGUCUGGUACAGGCAACUCCAUGGACACCUUGCUCCCGAACCUGUGGUAUUGGUAUAUCUGAUAGAGUGACCAAUGAAAACAGCAGAUGUGAAAUGAGGAAGGAAAAGAGACUGUGCUAUAUUCAACCAUGCCAAACAAAAUUUCCAAACAUACUAAAGAUUCCUAAAGGAAAAACAUGCCAGCCUACGUUUCAACUUCCUAAAGCAGAGAAAUUAGUUUUUUCUGGAUGCACGAGUAAACAGAGAUACAAACCUACCUUUUGUGGAAUGUGCCUGGACAACAGAUGUUGCAUACCCAGCAGGUCUACGGUGAUUUCUGUGCAGUUUGACUGCUCUAAGGAAGGUUCUUUCAAGUGGAAGAUGAUGUGGAUCACAUCUUGUGUUUGUCAGAAGACAUGCAAGGACUCAAGAGAUGUAUUUUCUGAUCUCAAGCUUUUAUAA